AGUUUUGUCCGGAAGCAUGCAGAGCCAGCCGAGAGACAAGCGAUCAUGUGAACUUUGGAUUCAGUGGCGUUGGAAUUGUGGCCAUGGUUCUCCUAUGAACACGGAUCAUGAACUACAAACUCGACAUUCCAUCGAGGGGACUUCACUUAUCCUCGGACGAUGGCUGCAAGAGCUCACUGUUCGCUGGCUCUCUCGCUCCUCUGCAUCUUCCUCUGUUCCUCUGCUAGUGGUGGCGCAAGGGAGCAGCUCCCCUCCGCGCUCGUCGUCGGAACCGUCUUCUGUGACACCUGCUUCCGACAGGAAUUGGCCGAGUCCAGCUACUUCAUCUCAGGUGCUUCGGUGGCGGUCGAGUGCGGAGACGCUGCGAACCAGCUCGGCUACAGGAAGGUGGCGACGACGGACCGGCGCGGAGUGUUUGGAGUUCGCUUGCCGCCGAGAAUAAGCAGGAACUUAGGUUUGGUGGAGGCUUGCUCGGUGAAGCUGCUCAGAAGCAAUGAACCGUUCUGCGCGGUGGCGGCCUCGGCGACCACCGCCGGCCUGCGUCUCCAGUCGAGGAGGAACGGCGUUCGUGUCUACUCUGCUGGGUUCUUCAGCUUCAAGCUACUGAACCAACCCGAGCUGUGCCAUCAGAAACCACAGCUAGACCAGGCUGCGUUCUUCCUGCCAUCGCCACCGAGCUUCGGCGGAGUUCCAGUACCGGCAAACCCGUUGUUUCCACCGCCAUCCCUUCUGCCACCAAACCCGCUCCAGCCACCACCGUCGGUUCUCCCGCCGUUCCCGCUGCAGCCGCCUCCAUCGCCGUCCUUCGACUUACCUCCAGUUCCCCUGCUGACACCGCCGCCACCACCGCCGGCCUUGCCCUUCCCUCCGGUCCCGUUCGUGCCAGUUCCUCGGUUCCCUGGCGUCCCACCUGCCUCCUCGUGGAAGAAGACAUCGCCAUGAACGGGCCGUUGCGACCAACCCGUAUUGCAUGUGCUAAGUACGUGAAUCCUGUGACGCUCUCCACGUCUGUGCUUCUAUACUUGCGUGAAAACUGAUGUAGAUCCGACUGAUCGUGCUGCAACAAAACCCUAAGGUGUCACCAAAGGAUCCUGAAAUGCUACUCUGCACUAUAAUUUGGCCAACAAGAACUUGCUCUUU
Musa acuminata subsp. malaccensis (wild Malaysian banana) is the source of this 1140-nucleotide messenger RNA. RefSeq names its product sulfated surface glycoprotein 185. The record is from RefSeq and is a predicted model, not a curated record. Lineage: Eukaryota; Viridiplantae; Streptophyta; Magnoliopsida; Zingiberales; Musaceae.